GAAAGCGAGUCGGUGCUGCUUGGUCGUUCUGUGUGUAUGUGUUGUAUGUAGGGUGCGGCUCCAUAGUGCGACAAUAUAACUCCUAAUGGCACCUUGCUGACCCUUUGUGACACACUGGGAGUCCAGGAGGGGCUAGGGGUGUGUACUUGCAGUCUGAGACCCACUGCAGGGGGACAUACAUCCACAUUACCUCCCUUUAAAGAUCUCAACCUUCUGCCUUUUUUGUACACCCCCUAGACUUUGGAUCCCCUCCCCCAAUAUUUUAACCCCUUUUUAAUUAACUUUAUUUUUUGCACAUCUACAUAUUUUUUAAUCACAUUUUUAUUGCUCUUUCUACAAUUGGAACGCAUUGGACAAGAGGGAAAAACUUCAGUUAUUUUCUUUUUGUUUGGAUUUUUCCACCUUUCAUUUUUUUUUGUUCUUUAUCAAUCCUCUGGAAAUGUGUCUGGUCUAUUCUGUUACAAAAUAAAAGCAAGAAUGUGGAGAGAAUAAAGUCUUGGUGUCAAAAAAUGAAAGUGAAAAUUAUAAAUUGGAUUUAAAAGAGAAAAAAAGGAAGUGGAACAGUUCUCAAAGUCUAAAGCAGUAGUCUUGAAACAACUCAACUGACUCAAGAAUGUUGGCUUUGCAAGCUCAGGGAAGAAACAGCAGGGAGCAUAAUACAACAGAGAGUGCCUGAAAAUGACUUCAAAAAGGAACCUGUUUGGGCGGCUGGUGCCGUGCCGUUGUCUGCGGGGAGAAGAAGAAACUGUGACCUCACUUGACUAUUCACACUGCAGCCUGGAACAGGUGCCUAAAGAGAUUUUCACAUUUGAGAAGACCUUGGAGGAACUGUAUUUGGAUGCCAACCAGAUUGAAGAGCUUCCUAAGCAACUAUUCAACUGCCAGUCUCUGCACAAGCUGAGUUUGCCGGACAAUGACCUAACAAUAUUGCCAGCAUCUAUAGCAAAUCUCAUUAAUCUCAGGGAACUAGAUGUCAGCAAGAAUGGUAUCCAAGAAUUUCCAGAAAACAUAAAGAAUUGCAAAGUUUUGACAAUUGUGGAAGCAAGUGUAAACCCAAUUUCAAAACUUCCAGAUGGAUUUUCGCAACUUUUGAACUUAACUCAGUUAUACCUAAAUGAUGCUUUUCUUGACUUCUUGCCCGCAAAUUUUGGAAGGCUAAUAAAACUCCAAAUCUUGGAACUUCGGGAGAACCAGUUAAAAAUGUUACCAAAAACUAUGAAUAGACUUACUCAGCUUGAGAGGUUGGACCUGGGAAGUAAUGAAUUCACAGAAGUGCCUGAAGUACUUGAACAACUAACCGGCCUCAAGGAAUUCUGGAUGGACGGGAAUAGAUUAACCUACAUACCAGGGUUCAUUGGAGGUUUGAAACAGUUGACAUACCUGGAUUUUUCAAAAAACAAUAUAGAAAUGGUGGAAGAUGGAAUUUCUGGAUGUGAAAAUAUGCAGGAUUUGUUACUGUCUAGUAACGCAGUGCAGCAGCUGCCUGAGUCUAUUGGUGCACUGAAAAAAUUAACAACACUUAAAGUGGAUGAAAACCAGUUAAUGUAUCUACCAGAAUCCAUUGGAGGACUGACUGCAAUAGAGGAGCUGGAUUGCAGUUUCAAUGAGGUUGAAGCAUUACCGUCAUCUAUUGGGCAAUUUUCUCAGAUACGAACCUUUGCUGCAGAUCACAACUUUUUAACACAGCUGCCUCCUGAGAUUGGGAAUUGGAAAAAUGCCACAGUGUUGUUCCUUCAUUCUAACAAGCUGGAAUUUCUUCCAGAAGAGAUGGGUGAUAUGCAGAGACUUAAAGUCGUUAAUCUAAGUGACAACAGAUUGAAGAAUUUGCCCUUUAGCUUUACAAGGCUGCAGCAACUCACUGCUAUGUGGCUGUCAGAUAAUCAGUCCAAGCCACUUAUACCACUCCAAAAGGAAACCGAUAAGGACACGCAGAAAACUGUCCUCACAAACUAUAUGUUCCCACAACAACCACGAACUGAGGAUGUAAUCUUCUCCUCAGAUAAUGAGAGUUUUAACCCCUCUUUAUGGGAAGAGCAAAGAAAGCAGCGUGCUCAAGUUGCCUUUGAGUGCGAUGAGGACAAAGAUGAGCGUGAAGUUCCUGCACGGGAGGGUAAUCUGAAGAGGUAUCCGACUCCAUACCCUGAUGAGCUGAAAAACAUGGUGAAAACUGUUCAAACUAUUGUGCACCGGCUGAAAGAUGAAGAAAAGGCUGAGGAGGCCAACAGAGAGAUGAAACAAAAUGAGCUGCAGCAGAUAACAAUAAAAGAUGUUGGUGUAAAGACUUCAGAGAUCGUGCUUCUAAAAACCGAUGCAGAAGAGGGGAAGCACUUGACAGGAAAUUGUGUACAGAAGCCCAGCGAACCAGAAAUUGAGAACAGCAUUGGAAAUUCACAGGAGACAACGCUUGUAAAAAACUUUUGGAACACAAAAGCAGUUGUCAAACAUGAGGACAUGCUUGAGCAGGGGUCAGAAGAUUUGUCUUACGAUGAGGAAAUGAAGAUGGCUGAGAUGAGGCCUCCCCUUAUCGAGACCUCCAUAAAUCAACCAAAAGUAGUAGCACUUAGCAAUAAUAAAAAAGAUGAUCUUAAAGAUUCCGAUUCUUUGUCAGAUGAAGUGACCCACAACAGUAAUCAGAACAAUAGCAACUGUUCCUCACCUUCUCGGAUGUCAGACUCUGUUUCACUGAACACUGAGAGCAGCCGUGAGAACUCCUUAUGCUCUCCAGAAAGAGAGACCAACGAUGGCAUGAAUAUAAAAAUCAGACAAGAAGAUGAAAAUUCAAACAACCUUUUGCAAAAUGGUGACAAAUUAAGCACAGCUGAGGAAAGUGAGAUCACUAAACUAUCAGAUUUAAAAAUUGAGGAAGGACUCAUUCUAAGGGAUUUAAGAGGAAAUAAUUCAAUGGAAAAGUCACAUAACUUAAAUCAAAUAAACAAAAAUGUUAAUAAUUUAAAAUGUGAUGAGAGAUUGCAGUCAAAUGCUCUGGAAAGUGCAAUAGCCUAUUCCUGGGAGGUGGCGCCAGUAAAAGGUUUUUCAUAUAAUAAUGAGAAAGAUGAUGUGGAAAACUUUGAGAACAGGAAUAAGUACCCUGAUAUAUGUGCUAUGAAUAAAGUAAAUGGACAUCCACAGGAUCAUCAAAUGUCUCCAGACAGGAGCGAAUCGGUCAUCUGUACUUCAGAGGAUUCAGUGCCUUCAUAUGAUCUGUGUGUGUCGAAGAGCACGGAUGACCUCUCUCCACAGCCUGGAGAUAUGGUGAGUUCUGUUACAAAGUCUCAGAGUAUCACCAACAUUGAGACUGGAGGAUUGAGGAUCUAUGAUAUUCUCAGUGACAAUAGUGCUCAACAACCAUCAUUUGUUGGGAAAAACUCAAUGAAUAGUGCAGAAGGACAAAAUAUUGUCAGGAGCAAGUCCGCUACUCUGCUUUAUGAUCAGCCCUUACAAGUCUUCACUGGAUCAUCUUCAUCUUCUGAUUUAGUGUCCUCUACAAAGAAAACGGUCUUUAAAUUUGAUACCAACCAUAAUCCUGACGGAGCAUACACAUUAAGAGGUCCUCCAGGGUCUCAGAUGAGCGCCAUGCCUCAGUAUAACGUUCAGUACAGUAGCAGUGCUCCACCUAAAGACAAUUUAUGGUCACAGAAACAAAGUAUCUCUUUGGAACAAAGUAGUUUGCCGCCGCCGCCGCCAACUCACUUGCAUACGUAUGACAGUGUUGAUAGCCCCAGCUUUAUUAAACACUCUGCCAAUAUGAAUUUUUCCAAUCAUAAUAAUGUGAGGUCAACAAACAUGUACAACAUGCAUCAGCGAAUGGGACCAAGGCAUGUAGAAAUGUGGGCAAUGCCACCAAAUGACAGAACCCUGCAAGCAGCAAGCCGUAAUACCCUUCAGAGACAAAGCAGUGUUUCUUCAAAUGCUUCUGCAUCUCUGGGGGAUAAUGGAUCUGCAAGAAGAGUACUUGUACCUGAAGGAGAUUACAUGACAUACAGAGAUUUACAUACAAUGGGCAGAACUGCUCACAUGAUGCCAGGUCCUCAGAGACCAAUGUCUGCCAGGACAUACAGCAUCGACGGGCCCAAUGUUCCUAGGCCGCAGAGUGCAAGGCCAUCUGUUAGUGAUAUUCCCGAGAGAACAAUGUCAGUCAGUGAUUUUAAUUACUCACGGACUAGCCCCUCCAAAAAUCCAAAUGCAAGGGUAAAUUCUGAGCACUCAUUAUUGGACACUCAAGGUAGAAGUAAAGUCCCUCAUGAUUGGAGGGAGCAGGUUUUACGACACAUUGAGGCAAAAAAGCUAGAAAAGAGCAUGCUGUCUAGGUCCUUUAAUUCCACUUACAGUGCAGCUAGCAGUUCUCUGUAUGGCAGCUCUAGAGAUCUGCAUGGCAGCCAGGGCAGUGUUGCCUUGAGUGUUGCAGACAGAAGACCUUCUGGUGUACACAUGCUUCGUCAUCCGCAGGCUGGCAGCACAGGUGAACCAGCACAAGAUGAAGUAUUUGCAUCUGGGCAGCAGAACUACCCCACCUUGGUACGCAAGGACAGCUCUACCGAUAGCAUAAAAAAGAUGCAUAUGAGCAAUGGGCAGGUGUGCCCUCCAUCAAGGCCUCAGGCCAACUAUAGCACGCUCCAUCAUCACCCUGGGCAACCAUCUGUGGUAAGACAUCCCUCCAGGGAGCAGCUCAUCGACUAUCUUGUGCAUAAGGUUUCCCAACAACCUCCAUAUUCUCAAACACAGUUUAUUCCAAUUCAAGGCAGUGAGCUUUCACAGCAAGAGAUCCGUGUACGACUUGUGAAAGACCCUGAGCUUGGAUUUAGUAUAUCAGGAGGUGUUGGUGGAAGAGGAAAUCCAUUCAGGCCUGGUGAUGAUGGUAUAUUUGUAACAAGGGUGCAAUCUGAAGGAGCAGCAUCCAAACUGUUGCAGCCUGGUGAUAAGAUAUUACAGGCGAAUGGUUACAGCUUCAUCAAUAUUGAUCAUGGGCAAGCUGUCUCGUUGCUCAAGAAAUUUCAGAAUUCAGUUGAGCUGAUUGUUUUACGAGACAAUUCUGUGUAGAAGAGAAAAUCAUGGACUCCGAGGAAAAACAUGAAAGCCAGCACGUUGUCAAAAGACUAAAUAGUAUAAAAAAUAUUUUUUUAUAUAUAUACAUACAUAUAUAUAAAAGUAAAAUCAACUUGAAAAAUACACAUACUUUUUUUGAAAAAACUGUGUACAGAAAUGAAUUGUCAAAUUUGUGGUUUAAGGGAAUAAACCACUGCAGUGACAACAGGAAACUGUAUGGUUCAAACACCUUCCUGUUAGGGUGUGGAAUGUUCGAUCUGUCUUGCCUACAAGAACAAGCCUGUGUUGUUUUUGUACAGAAUGUAGGUCUAUUUUUGGAUAACUCAUGUGUUGCUAAACUCUGUGUAAGAUAAUAUUGAGCCUCAACUGUAGCAAACAGGCAGAUGGCAGAGCUAUCUUUCCUGACGCUAUUUUCGCCUUUCUUUCUAUUCACAACAUGGUAUCGCUGUUUAAAUUCAAAACAACUUCUGUAGAUUUGGACAGAAAGUACAAAUUGUUGGCUUUGCUACCUGUAUGUAGACGAAUGAGUAAGCAAGUAGUGUGUCACGUUGACCAGAUAAUGCAAUCUUCUCUCCCAUCUAGAGCACUUGAAAAUGCGGGGGAUUAGAGCUGUUCCUUUGGUUAAAACUAGCAAUGAGUGAGUGUUUUUUUUUUAACCCAAGUGCAGUUUUGUAAUCCACAUGAAUUUUUAUUCUUUCUUCACCAUUUUUUAUAUGCUUGAAGUACAUUUUUAGGCGCUCACUUUUUUAAUUCUAUAGAGUUUUUUGUUUUUGUUUUUUUUUUUUAAUGGAAAGAGUGUUUACACCUCAUUUUGAAUUUAUUAUUUUUCUUAAACGUGUCAUUUGAAGCCUUUUGUGUAUAAAUUUGCUGAAGACUUCUUUGGCAGUGAUGGAAUAAUACAGUUUUACUUCUGAUUACAUUUCUCUUGCACUUGGUCUUUGUCCAUUUCCAUGUAAUGCACAUGCAAACAUUUAGCUGUAUAAACUGAAGCUUUUUCUAGAUGAACCUUGUUGAUUUUGUGGUGCAUUAUUACAUAGUAAUAAACAGCAAGGCCUUACUCCAGAUUUAGAAGGAACUAGAUUAUGUUGAAAGAGGAGUACCACAGCUUUAAUUAACAUUGCAAUCCAGUUUACACCUUUUUCGUUUUUAUCAUUUUGAAAUAGCUUCAUUAUUACGAGGUGUCUCAAAACAACAGGUACUGGCAUUAUGUGUCACACUGGACAGCAUAACCUCUUGUACUGCAUUGCCUUGUAAAAUUUCUAAAGAAAUGCUGAGUUUGGAGCUAGGUAACCAAAGCAAGCCUGGGAAAAAGUGCUGAGCGACAAAGCAUCGUUGAUGAGAGUUUCAGAUUCGGGUUCCGUGUAGUUGUGAGUUUGUAGUGACAAUUGUAAAAGGGCUCUUCUACAGAAAAUACUGAAAUGUGAACAAGACAUGCUGGAGUCAUUAAAGGGUUUCUAACAUUAAUGAUUUAGUGAUUUACCACAAGCUGCCUUUGAUCUUUAUUUCUAUAAAUAUAUUUUUGUUAAAAAAAUUUUUUUCCAAUAUUAGCAUUUUUUUUUUUUGCUUGUAUGAAUGAGUAAGGAUCACAGUGCUCAUUAAUUCAUGGUUGUUAAAGACCAAGGACAAGUGCCAUAGAAGACCAAUAACUGUUUUUUAUUUAGGGCUAAUGGUCUUUUUUAUCAGAGCAAUAUUAUAGUACGUCUCAUUUGUAUUAGAUAUGUCAAAUGUGAGUCAAUGACAUACUGUUGGGGUUUCUGUCCAGCCCCAACGUAAAGAGAAAAUUGUAUAAUUUAUUUUAAUAUACAGAGGUAAUAUUUCUAGUCUUCUACCAGCACUGAGUACCAGAUAUAACAUAAAACAGAGGAAGAGAAAUCCAUUAUUUUCCUCAUAACACAGAAAACAGUUGCAGCUGUUAAGUUGCACUUAAACAUUUAUCUGUUCUCAAGCGUAUUGCAUAGUUUUAACAUUUUAGCUGAAACCCUUUAACAACUCUCUGUAUAUUUUAUCCAAUGUUGGUUAUGUUUUAGAAAUAUUUACAUAGGAAUCAAAUAUUCUGGAAUAUAUUCACAGAAAUGUGUUGAAUUUUCACAUGCUGUGUAUAUGCUAAAUGUUAUUGUUGAAUGCAGGACAAUUGACUGCAUUUAAUGUCUUUCAUUUUCAGUUAAAAGGGGAAAGUCUUUUUAAACACUGUGGUAAUAUUGCCUAUGAAGAUUUAUUUCAUCAUCCGCUGUGAGGAAGUUGUUAGGAAAUGCAUUUUUACGUAAUAUGCAUAUUAUUGCUUUUAAUUUUCUUUGUCUUGUGCAAGUUCACAAUAUCCAUGUAUUUUUCUGAUAAUUUAAUUAACUCAAACAAUUGAGGCUCAGUGAUGAAUUAGUAACAAUUAAAUGUCAAAUGUAAAUUAAAUAAUCUCAGUGCGAAACGUCUACCAUAGAACUGGUUACCAACAACUAAUACCUAACCGUUAUUACACCUAUAUACAGUACAUCAUAUGUUAUGUUGUUUCUUAAUGUACUCAUAAUUGAUCGCCCUAUUGGAACACGGUUUACAGCACAUUGUUGUCAAUCAAAUUUCUUACCAAAGUUGGUUAUUGGUAAGUCCUCAGAAUUAAAUGUUACAAAUUUAACUUUUGAGUUCCAACAUUAUCCCUUGUGACUUGCUUUAGUCCUUUUUUUUUUUUUAGCUUUCAUUUAAACGGUCAUAUUUGAGACUUGCACUCUGAUUAUGUUAAUAGGCUUUUCACAUUUUUAAAAGGUAGAUCAUUUUCCAAGUACUGGAAGGAUAUGUGCACCUUAGAAAAAUAAUGCAACGAUUUCAAGAAGAAAUACUUUUUGAUUUGCUAAGGUUUAUAAAUGUUAUUAAUUGCUCCCGGUGUUACAUUUUUAAUAAUCUCCUCUUCAGAGGGGUAAAAGAUAUAUUAAAGUUAUGCACAGUGUGGUGUGUAUGUGUGUAGUUUUUUUUAAAAAAAUGCAACUUUGCAUACUGUGGUAUCCAGGUUAUUGGCCUGCUUUGUAUAAACCCAAACUAUGCAGAGAUGCUGUCAUUAUGAUUAUGCAUCAAAAUUAUCCAGCAUAAUAACCCACUGAUUCUCAAUAAGAGGAAAUAUUAAAUUUGAAAGUGAAUGACUUAUUUGACUGUUUUAAUAAAGUUGACAUUAAUUCCCCACCUAUUUAUUAUGUAAAUAGUCUAUGCUGGAGUUUCAAAGAAUUCUGUAUAUACUUUAAAGCCUACUACAGACUUUCAGAACAUAGCAAUAAGCAAUGAAGUAAACAACCCAGCUUUCAUGGUUAAGUAUGCUGUGCUUUUAUUUUCCUUGAAUUAUUUUCUUGUCAUCAGCUGUGCAAUGUUUUAUUGAUCAGCAUUUAUUCAACAUUCCAAAAUUUUUGUAAAUAAGUAAAUGGUUUCUCAAGUAACACGUGAAAAUUAGAAAAUAAACUAAUGCUCUUUCAGAA
Molecule: messenger RNA, 8492 nt
Organism: Bombina bombina (fire-bellied toad)
Lineage: Eukaryota; Metazoa; Chordata; Amphibia; Anura; Bombinatoridae
Gene: ERBIN
Product: erbb2 interacting protein
Biological process (GO): neurotransmitter receptor transport, endosome to postsynaptic membrane; neurotransmitter receptor transport postsynaptic membrane to endosome
Cellular component (GO): postsynaptic density; postsynaptic membrane; adherens junction
Molecular function (GO): protein binding
Source: RefSeq, a predicted model, not a curated record